Aspergillus heteromorphus CBS 117.55 is the source of this 931-nucleotide messenger RNA. RefSeq lists its product as uncharacterized. NCBI's taxonomy places the organism in Eukaryota, Fungi, Ascomycota, Eurotiomycetes, Eurotiales, Aspergillaceae. The coding region runs from base 264 to 824 and encodes 186 amino acids. The transcript has a single exon. The record is from RefSeq and is a predicted model, not a curated record.
CGAACAAUAAUAAUAAUAACAACAACAACGAGGGACUUCAGGGCGAUCACCGGGCACUAAGUGGGCCCUGCACGCAGAGUUUUUUUUCUUUUUGCCUUUUUUUCCGCUCUUGUUUUUUUCUGCAUCCGUUGGGAACCAUCUCUUGGCUCAGGCUGGGCCGAUCCCGAACUCAAACCAACCCAGCCCAUGCAAGCGGUCGGUUCGCACAAGGGCAAGGGGAAGAAAGUAAAUUGCAAGUACGAAGUAGGUAGGUAAUAUGUAACAUGCAAGCCAACGAAACCAUCAGGGAUCCUACAGGGUCAUAUAAUUUCGAGUCGACCAAAAGCUCACCGAUAAGGAUACCUACCCAAUUCGUGCAGCUGUGUUGUAUACUGUGCAGCUCACAGUAUCUAGCCUAUGCCGACAAAAAUCGGCCAUCCCGACCGGUCCCGGCUUUCGCUCGGUGUGCCGACCAGCAGAAAAAACAGAACCCAUCCAUCCCGUUUGAAGCUCACCGGCCUGGAUCUGCAUGGUUAGUGUGGUCUGAUUGUCUCCACCGCGGACGGAAUCCUCCAACCAGUGCACGUUGCGAGAUCGCCAGCUUCCCAUGGCACCCGUCGCCCGCGCACAACCCUCUUGUCUGCGCUGACUCGGGUGGACGGGCUGCGUGGCCGUACUGUGUCCUCGGGACGUCUCGUUUGGUUUUUUGUCGGAACUUGGCCGACUGGGACCUGCAAGAGUUGACUUUUUCGGCUCCCGGUGAGGUUUCAGUGGCAGGUUUCGGCAUGCCGGGGCUUCGUCUAUCAGUGUGGUUGGAUUGGUUGGCUUCCCCGAGUGAAAGAUGAGGGACUUUGCACUGUGAACACUGAACAGAUUGUAGAAGGCCUGCCUGUACAUACAGAUCUGUACAGGAUGGUUCUCUACACGGUAUCAUUCCCAUCCAUCACGAAAG